Molecule: messenger RNA, 1434 nt
Organism: Exophiala bonariae
Lineage: Eukaryota; Fungi; Ascomycota; Eurotiomycetes; Chaetothyriales; Herpotrichiellaceae
Exons: 2
Coding region: 1-1434 (477 amino acids)
Source: RefSeq, a predicted model, not a curated record
AUGGCGACUUCCAGCAAAACCCAGAAACUUUGUCGUCACCUCAAGACUGUCAAACACUUCUUCACCAAGCAAGUCAAACGACUGGUCUCCAAGAGCAAACGAGCUCGAAAAACCCGUCUCAAUUUCUACUCUCACAGCGGUGGAAAUUCUGCCACGUCAAGCCCUGAACUCUCCUUCGUCGUGGAAAGAAGAGGAGGUAUCCUUCCACCACAUUUGGGUAGCCCAACCUCUUCAAAGGCCGAGACUCUAGUUGAAGUCACACCAAACAUCACAACAGUGCCAGAACAAGUGAAUGACGAUGGGUACUCGGAAUCUUUUGGCUCUUUUGUAGUACCCACACAAAGAUCCAAGAGCACCAGCAGUGAAUCAUUUGUUUCAGCACCAGCAGGCGGGAAUCACGAGGAGAGCAACAGUCACGAUCAAGAGAUCACUUAUCCCACAACCCUCUCCACAAUCAAUGAAGAAAGCCCUCAAUCAUCUCCCCAGGCCACACCUCCACGACCGUCAAACGGACCAGCAGAACAGGAAGAGCCGAGACCCAGCACAACGCCCCUACUUGACGAGCAUUCUGAUCCUCCACUAUCGAGUUUCACCUCACUCCACGGUGAAGCCGUCGAGAUUUCUGGUGAGCCAGAAACUCGGGGCAGAUCUGUACAAUUUCACACUCGGGUUAUCACUGUUUCUGCAUCACCGCCCAGUACCGCAAGUCUCGAUCGAUCUGUGACUUCUGUCCCACGGACGCAUCCGCGAGGACAAGGUCGUAGAGGAUCAGGACCUCUUCGCCCACCUGCAUUUGACGGCACAAGUGUUAUUGAUUUCGAUAUCGAGGAGAGACCACCUUCCACCGGCACACCUAUAAUCACCCCGCUUUUGACCAAAUUACGGAGGAGCAACAAUUCUAGCAUUGACAGCGGACAUUCUAGUUCAUCCAUGUCACCAAAACAAGAGGAACAUCGUGGCUCUAUAGGCAGUCUGAAGAGCAUUGUUUCGGGUCUCCAGAAGCUCACGCUAUCUGCUAGCCAAAAGAGCCCUACUUCUGAAAAUCCGCCACAGCUGGAAGAUGAGCUACCAGACACAAGAGAAGGGCUUGAAGCACGACUCAAUUACCAUCUUGGUGAACUCGACCUGAUCCGGAAAAUGGUGAGAGAGCGAAACCGAGAGAUCGAGCAAACAUCCUCCCGUCUCUACACUCACCAACGGCUCAGAGAUGAUGUCCAGCGUUGUUCACUCAAGAAGCUUGAUGAGCUUAGUGACAGUAUUCGACAACAGCGGAAUGGCCUUGCUCAAUUCGUUGACUAUCACCGUGGGGAGAUUAGAAGGAUUGGUCAACGACGUGAGGAGUUAGACAUCAGUCAAGGAAUUCAACCAACUACCAAAGAACUGUACAAGACUUUCGACAAACAAGCGGAGUGGGUUCAGCUGUUCUCGGAGUAG